GGAUGGAGGAAAAGGCUGAGCUUCUAGCAUGUCUCGAGGAAAAAAUAGAGAGUGGCAAAGCCACGAUAGACCGACUGAAACUUGUGACAAAGAUUGACGGGAUUGAAAAACUUAUACGAAAGAUUCAACAAGAAAUUAGAUUUUUAGAAAAGGUACAAUCUACAGAGAAUGUAAAGAAAGAACAUCUACAAAGUACAAAUUUGAUUCAUUUGAAUGCGAUUGUAGCACGACUUUUUUGUGCUAAUGAACCCACCAAUAUUAUGAAACCUUUUAAGUAUCAAAAAUCACGUUUAGAAGUAGAUAUUGUAUGCGAUGGUGGUGCAUCAUGGAUAAAGGUUAUCGCUAGAAAUGCUAGAGCUCUUACAAUGAUUUCAAUGGGUAACGGAGAAUAUGGGCAAAAAUCUGUGCUUGAUCAAGCAAUGAGUUACUUGGAAUGCGCAAAGUGUUAUCCAUAUUUGUAUAGGCCACCUGACGUUAUAUUCCAUUUUGCUUAUGGUAUAGAAAUUCCAUUAGCUACACGUUUGGAACAUAUGGGAGUAAUCAUUGAAGGAGAUAAGAUACACUGUGAAGAUGUAAAAAAUAUAGAUAUACAUGAUAGCGAGGACAGAUUUUCAACGUGGAUGCAUUCGUUAGAAUCUACUGAGGAACCUUUGGAUGAAUACAAAAAGAGCAUAAAGUCAAAUCUAGAAACUUUAAAUACAUUUUCCCUUAAAACCGAAAUAAAUGUUCUUAAUUUGGAUGUGUCAACGUUAUUAGCAUACGUGACAAAUAUGACCAAUGGAUAUGAUCAUUUUAUUUAUCGUGAACCUUUACUCACACAACAAGCAGAAAUGGAGAGAAAACAUCCAGUGAAACCAAUUUUAGAGAAUUUAUUCAAGGGAAAGGAACUGAUUGUCUGUCAAACUGCUUAUGAAAAUUUUAUGAACAUUGUAGAUGUUAUUGGUGGACCCAAAGAGACUCUUAGGGCAAAAGAAUUACUGAAUAAAGUUCAAAUUGUUAAAGAUAUAUCAACGGGCAGAAUAAUGGAAAAGCUUAGUCUGGGUGGUAAAAUUAAAGAUAGAUCUAGAUUGGUUUUUGCAACGGGGGAAGAUAUGAAAAGCAUUACAGUAUCAGCAAAUGAGGGGUUUGUUAGAGCAGCACGUAUGCAGGGUAUUGAGUGUACAGUCUUUCUGCAUGAGCCUAGAUCUCUUUCAGAGAUUAAAGAAGGUUAUGCAACAAAAAUAGGUUCAUCUUGAUACCAGUUAAAUACAUUUAGAUUAUUACAAAAGAAAUAUUCAGGCUACAUAAGAAAUAUUUCUAUUUACUAUUAGGCUUGGUAAUUAACGCGCAUGUCCAUACUUUCUUCAAAUUCUGUAAAAAAAAUUAAGUAAAAAUUAGUUUUAACAAAAAUGUUCCCAAUGUAAAAAAUGUUGAGUAUACCAUUAAUAAAUUUGUUGAAAUGUG
Frieseomelitta varia is the source of this 1443-nucleotide messenger RNA. RefSeq names its product UPF0415 protein C7orf25 homolog. The record is from RefSeq and is a predicted model, not a curated record. NCBI's taxonomy places the organism in Eukaryota, Metazoa, Arthropoda, Insecta, Hymenoptera, Apidae. Bases 3 to 1235 code for a protein of 410 amino acids. The transcript is spliced from 4 exons.